Messenger RNA from Nakaseomyces glabratus, 603 nucleotides. RefSeq lists its product as uncharacterized. Lineage: Eukaryota; Fungi; Ascomycota; Saccharomycetes; Saccharomycetales; Saccharomycetaceae. The record is from RefSeq and is a predicted model, not a curated record.
AUGAGAAAAAAUCUUGCAUAUGAUUUUACUUACUGUGUUUCCACAUUGAACAUUGCAGGUAUAGCAAGUUCAGAUGACUUAGUGCUUUGGACUGAGGAUGUGAAGGAAAUUGCAAGUUGGUACCCGUCAUUGGAAGAUUCCCUAAAGAUUAAGCAACUGUUGGGUCUUAUUCCAGAUAGAUGGAAAUCCAUUUCAUAUACUACAGAAGGAAUAUCAACCUCAAGUCUAGAAAAUUUCCUUGAUUAUAUUGUUCAAAAAUUCGUUGAGUCAAAAAUGGAAGUUUUUCAGUAUUUAAAGGAUGCACCACAUGUUGGGCCUCUCAACUCUAUGGAACUGGAAAGUAUUCGUCAUGUUUUAGAAGAUAUGGCCUAUCUAUACUCACUAGAGUUUGCUCUUCUUGGGUUUUACCUUUUUUUGCCUUAUAAUAUCAAGAAUAUACUUGGUAAUGCUGAAACACCAGACCUCGAAUGGAUAUUAUCCGAACUAGAUAAAGAAAUUAAAGAAAUCAGGAUUAGAGAAGAGUGCCAAAUUGUACAAAGUUUUAACUCUAAUGCUAAAAGGACUAAGAGAAGUAAACAUAGUAACCGUCAAAAAUACAAGUAG